Messenger RNA from Synchiropus splendidus (mandarinfish), 3242 nucleotides. Its product is annotated as peroxisome proliferator-activated receptor gamma coactivator-related protein 1-like. The coding region runs from base 4 to 3066 and encodes 1020 amino acids. The transcript is spliced from 11 exons. Gene Ontology annotation, cellular component: nucleus. Gene Ontology annotation, biological process: positive regulation of transcription by RNA polymerase II. The record is from RefSeq and is a predicted model, not a curated record. Lineage: Eukaryota; Metazoa; Chordata; Actinopteri; Syngnathiformes; Callionymidae. Gene Ontology annotation, molecular function: RNA binding; transcription factor binding.
ACCAUGUGGAGCAGCAAGAUGGCGGCGCAGUGGCGGAAAGAAGACGGGGGUUUAAACGCCGGUAACAGCGACUUUCUGCGCGUCAACGCCUCAAACGAGUUCAGCCUGUGUGGGGGCGACGUGGUGGGCUUGGAGAUGGACCCUCAGUCGUGUAUGGAUCACUCCAUUCUUGCCAUCUUUGAUGAGCCUGCAAUUUCAUCAGAGGACAAGAGGGGAGUGGAGGAUGAGACGCUGCUGUCCGCUCUGACUGAGAUGCUGGACUGUGUGGAGGAUGACGUGGAGAUACUGUCACCCUUCGACAUGCUGCCAGACACCAAGCUGCUGAACUACCAGCAGUGCAGGGACAAGACAAAGGAAGGACUGUUCGUUGUUGAGAAACCUAAGGUUCUGAAUUCCCCAUUCAUUACGAGAAAUGAUUCAGGAAAGGGAAAAGAGGACUGUCAGCAGCUCAGCAAGUCCGGAAACCAGAGUCCAGUGAAAAAACCUGCGCAGGAUGAAGUGGAGAUCUUCACCUCCAUGUCUCUGGUCAACCUGGUGAAGAUCAUGCACCCGUACUGCCUGAAGCUGGAGGUGGAGGAGAUAAGAGGUUCUGCAUCGUCUCAUGAGAGUAAGAAAAGUACGUUGUUCUCCAAAGAAGAGGUGUGGAAGUACAAGCGUCCCUCUGGCGACAGUGAUGAGGAGAUCAAUGUUGUUUCUGAUGACGACGAUGAGCCUCUAGUGCACACAGAAGACGAGCAUGGAUAUGCAAAGAAGUAUCAGUGCAAACCACUGAGGAGUGUGCUGGUGAAUAGACACUCUCCCAGAACUCAGCUGGUCAGGGAGAAGAAGAAAGUGAGCUUCGGCCAAGUCCACGUGGUUUCGUAUGAUGAAUUUUUGGAGCCUGAUUGUGGAAAUUUAAGGGGAGUAUUGGAGCCACAUCUUGCUCAGGAGAAUCCCAGCAACUCACCAGAGGCGGCUCCAGAACUCACCACCAAGGCCAGUGAAGACUCUCCACCCAAAGCCAAAGCGCUCAGCCUGCAACAGUACCGACAGCUGCGGCACAAGAGGCUGCCUCCCGUGGAAAAGCAGAGGAACCAAACCAAGUGGCCUUCUGUUCCAGAGCCUCCCAAGGAACUCACCCCCAUUUUGUGUUUACAUGACCAAAACAGUGUCACACCAAAGACCUCAUGGACUCCCACAGACUGCAUCAGGAUCAGCACUUCACAAGACCAAAGCUUGACGCUUUCAGGUCCCCUUAACUGUUUGGACCCGGCAGGGACCGCUCCUCGCGUGCCUCUACCUCACUGUCCGACAACUAAAUUGAGUCUAAUUCCACAGCGCAAAAAUGCGCAUGUUUCUAAAAGUCCGAGCAAGAAAUCACCCAGCGUAGAUCCUCCAAAUCCAGUACUUCUCCCCCUGACCUCGGCUCUGCCCAAGGUGGAGUCCAACUCAGAGAUGAGCGCUCUGGGAAUCAGAUCUGACUCCAGAAGGACACAUUCUGAAGCGAGUUCAGGCCCGAAUGUUUCGGAAGUAUCUGGUGCCACAGCACAAACCACGAGUCAGUCUACUGACACGCACUUACCUGGACUAACAUGCGAGUCAUGUCCAACUAGCAAGUCUGCUAAGCCUAAAUUGAGUACUGUACCAGUGCAGAGUGGCAUCAAGGUUCCCAUCAGUAUCUCGCCUCCAGAGGAGCCACCACCGUUACUUAGGCAAGACCAGACUUCCACAUGUGACUCAGGAAUUGAAGCUGCGGACGUCACCAGCCUGCUGGAACAAUUUGAGGAGAAACAAGCUAAGGGGAAGCACGAAAGUGAGACCUCCAAUUCUACUGGGACUGCUUCUCCUUCACAAACCCAGGACCGCAGUGUUGAAUCGGGUCAGACCUUCCUACCCUCACUCAUGCCUGUGGUGGCAGCUGAGCCCUCACAGGAAGUCCAGAGACAGGUGGACUUCCCUGCGUCUGUCCCUGCUGAGGUCACUGUGAGCACUCACGGUGGGAGAGCGCCACAUCGGACCUCUGCUGUAUCCAAGGCCAUCCAGAUCAUUGACCCUCGCCCUCUCCCCAGCAGGAAGAUUAGUAGUUGCACCUCAGAGCUUUCUACCUCUCACACAUGCCAGACUGUCUCCUCAGACCAUGAUUACUGUGCUCCCUCAAGUGCCACUCUGAGUUACAGAGUCAAGACUCCUAGCAGCAGUGUCAAAGCUGAUAAGAACCACUGUACCUCCGCUCGAAACAACACCUUCAAUCCCGAGGACUUGGAGACAGACCUGUCCUUGUUAGACUGCGAUCAUCCAUGUGGUCUCCCAACGCCCCCCCCCAGCCCGCCAAGCCGAGGCAGAGAGAAGAGGAGAUACCGCUGCAGGUCCAGGCGCUCUGACUCCAGCUCCUCCUCUUCGUCCUCGUCGUCAUCAUCAUCAGGCUCUUCCUCCUGCUCCCGCUCUCCCAAGAGAUCACGACGGUCACAUAGCAGUUCAGGUUCUUCAUCUCGGUCCCGUUCCCCACCACCUCACUACAGACUGUCCUGUCCCAGAUCGGGCGGCAGCAGGUCACGAUCCAGGUCUUGGUCGCGGUCCAGGUCGCCAUCACCAUCGCUGGCUUAUUUUAGGCAAAGAAGGAAUGUGUACAGGAGCAGUCGAGAGAGCAGGAAACUGCAACGGGAACACGAGUUGAGCCUUCAGAAGCUCAAAGCCAUUGACGAGCGCAGGGUGGUUUAUGUCGGCCGCAUUCGCCGGUCCAUGACCCACGAUGAACUGAGAGAGCGCUUCUCUCAGUUUGGUGAGGUGGAAUGUGUGUCCCUGCACUUCAGAGACAAAGGCGACCAUUACGGCUUUGUGACUUUCUUCCACACGCAGGAUGCUUUUUCGGCUAUUGACAACGGUGUGAAGCUGCGGCGGCCUGAUGAGCUGCCAUUCGACAUCUGCUUCGGUGGAAGGAGGCAGUUUUGUAAAUCAAGCUAUGCUGAUUUAGAUGCAAACAGAGGGCCAGACUUGUUUCCAGCUCGGAGCAGAUUCGAGGAACUGGACUUUGAUUCUCUGCUGAAAGAAGCCCAGAGAGGAAAAAGGGAGGCAGCGGCUCAGUGCUGAACACAAAUGUCAAAGAAGUUCCUGGAAAUACGUGUUUUCAUUUUGAGCCUUUUCCUCUGUAAUUUUGUAGCAAUUAUUCGUGUCAGCAAGUGUAAGUUAAAUCACUUUCUUUGGUUGUCUUCCAUUCCAUAGCACUAACACUAUUUUGUAUGUACGUUUUAUAUGUGAAAAAUAAA